UACUAUAGCUUGGAUUAAUAUAACAAAUGUAUUUUAUAACGGUAAUUCUCUUUGUCAAAUACACAGAAGUAAAGGAAAUCGCCAUGGACAGUUUAUUUUCUUUGCUUCGGUUUAUCUUUUCUAGUGUGGUGGUCUAUGACAUGCUGACAGUGGCAUCUUUACAGUAGUCAGCGGUGAUAGUGACGGAGGUAUUGAGGCUUUUGGAGUCCAUGGCCAAAAUAGAAAAUACGGAGCGUUCGACCAAAAUGUUUUUACUGGUGCUCAUGGGAUGCAGCCUGGUUAUCUUGACUGUGACGGUAUUACCUUUCUUCGGAUUCUGUAAUUGGAAGCAGAGAAAAUUGAGGUCGGAGAACCUAAGUAUGGACCAAGGCAGGCCGUUAUAUGGCUAGAAAAAG
Messenger RNA from Umbelopsis ramanniana AG, 395 nucleotides. RefSeq lists its product as uncharacterized. Bases 210 to 389 code for a protein of 59 amino acids. NCBI's taxonomy places the organism in Eukaryota, Fungi, Mucoromycota, Umbelopsidomycetes, Umbelopsidales, Umbelopsidaceae. The record is from RefSeq and is a predicted model, not a curated record. The transcript has a single exon.